AUGAUGCGUCAACCCAUCACAAGCCUGGCGAGGGGCUUUCUCUCCCGUCCGGCCAUCCAGCCCGUCCGCGUCGCCGCACAGGCGCUCUCGCAAAGGACGUUCUCUUCCCUUCCCUCGCUGCGUCCCUCGAUCACACCUCUCACCUCCGCCUUCUGCCGGCCGACCGCCACGCCGUUUACCCCCUCAACAGCCGAUGCCGCCGAUGUGGUCCCGACGAGCGCCAUCACAGGGCACCCUGCCAUGGGCGCUAUGCAGGUCCGCUGCGGUCCUCGUAACACGAUGAACCGGAACACCCGAUUGAUCCAGAAGCGGAGACACGGCUUCAUUUCGCGUAUGAAAACCAAGGACGGCCGCAAGAUUGUGGCACGGAGGCGGGCGAAGGGACGCAAGAAGUUGGGUGUUUGA
This is a messenger RNA of Colletotrichum spaethianum, 405 nucleotides long. RefSeq names its product 50S ribosomal protein L34. Gene Ontology annotation, molecular function: structural constituent of ribosome. The transcript is spliced from 2 exons. Gene Ontology annotation, biological process: translation. The record is from RefSeq and is a predicted model, not a curated record. Gene Ontology annotation, cellular component: mitochondrial large ribosomal subunit; ribosome. Lineage: Eukaryota; Fungi; Ascomycota; Sordariomycetes; Glomerellales; Glomerellaceae. Bases 1 to 405 code for a protein of 134 amino acids.